AUGAUAGACAUUAAGAUCGAAGAACUAAGGAAUUCAAGUGAAGCAGAUCAUUUGGAAUAUGGUAACUUAUUAGAUGAUAAAAGUAUCGAGUUUAUAGUUAUAAAGAAUAAAGAUUUAUAUAUUUAUACAUAUGAUACCCAAAAGAAGAAUAUAUAUUUGUUAUAUGAGACCAAAUUAAAUGCUCCUAUUUUAAAAUUAGUUAUUUUAAAAGAUAUAUUUUUAAAUAAAAAAAAAAAAUAUAUAAGUGGAAUACUUUUGAUUUAUAAAAAUAUACAUUUUAUAAUUUAUAAAUAUAAUAAAAUUUUAAAUAGCUUAGUAAUAGUAUUGAGACAUACAUUUAAUAGAGAAAUAAAAUUUUCAUCGUUAUUUUAUAAUUUACCAUGUGCGAUUAAUUAUAUUCAUAAAUAUGAUAAUUUUAAAUAUAAGAAAAAAAAAGAAAAAAAAAAAAUAUAUGAUGUAACUAAUGAGAAGCAUUUAAGUAAAUAUGGAAAAUCGAGUCUUCAUGAUAAUCGACUUUGUGAUAUGAAAGUAUAUAGGUUAAAAAAAAAGAAAAAAAAAAUUAAAUUAAAGUUAUUUACUAAUAAAGAUAAAGAUAAAGAUAAAUAUAAAUAUAAAGAUAAAAAUAAAGAUAAAAAUAAAGAUAAAGAUAAAAAUAAAGAUAAAGAUAAAAAUAAAGAUAAAGAUAAAAAUAAAGAUAAAGAUAAAGAUAAAGAUAAAAAUAAAGAUAAAGAGAAUAACGAAUUAUCAUCAAAUAAUAAAACCACAAAUGUUGAAGAUAUGAUAAUAGAGGAUGAUAAUUUUAUGAACAACUUAAAUAAUAAUGUUGAUGAAUACAAAAAGGAAUUAUAUUUUUUAAAUAAUUAUUGUUUAAAUUUUAAUAAAAAAAAAAUUAUAAAGACCAAAAGAAAAAAAAUUAAUUUUUGUGAAUUUUCCUUUACAUUUUCUUAUAAUUUUAAAACCUUAUAUACGUUCUUUUAUACAACAAAAAAAAAAAGUAUAGAAGAAACAAAAGAAAAUGAAAAAAAUGGUAGGGUUAGGAAGGAAGUCCAAACGAAUUAUUUUUCGAAUGAUAUAUACCUUGAUAAUAUAAGUAAAAUUAAGUUACACCAGAUAUACAAACAUUUUGUUUUUAUAAAAAAAAUAUUUUAUCAUGACAAUUUGGCUAACGUAGUUAUUCAGAGGGACGCGAUUAAUGUUGGUCAGAGAAAAAUAGAAGAGUUAAAUUUAAAGCUUGUGACUUUAAGAGUUGAAAAAGAAAAGUUUGAUAUUGUCGAAUUAGUAAAUAAUAUACCUAACGAUAUGGUGGAUAUAUUAAAAUAUAAGAACAUUGUUAUAUGUAUAUGUUAUGAUUAUAUAUAUAUAAUAAAUAUGAUAAGCUAUAAGAAAGUUGUUUAUUUUUUUAAUAAGACUAGUUAUAUAAAUGAAAUAUUUGAUUUAAUGAAAGACAAUUGUUUAUUUGUGGAUUAUACUUAUUUUAAUAUAAAUUUUAGAAUUUUAAAUGUUCAUACAAAAAAUAAUAAUAUAUAUUUAUUAAAUAAAAAAUAUAUAAUACAUGGUCAUAUAUCUAAAGAUCUUAAUGAUUUAAUACAUUUAAUGCGGUGGAAUAUAACAUAUAAAUUUAUGUCAACAAUAAAAACGUCAACGUUUUUUACUUUUUCAAAACAUUUAUAUUUUGUGUAUUCCUAUGAUGGGAUAGGCGGUGUGUCGGAUAUAUGUAUCAUACGAAGAAAAGAACAGAGAAAAAAAAAUAAAAAUAUUAAUAAAAAUGAAAAAAAUGAAAAUAAUGAAAAAAAUGAAAAAAAUGAAAAUAUUAAUAUUUAUAGAAAGAGAAAAAAUACCAACACCUUUUCGUGUGCACCUACGAAAAGACCUAAAAAUGAGGAUAUAGAAAAUAAAUUUAUGCAAAAUGUAAAUCUUAACAUUGUUCAAGAGCACUCUUCUUCUUAUUAUUAUAAUGAUGAUAAUAAUAAAAAUUGUGUAGACAUUACAGAAAAAUCAAACGAGAUAAUUCCCACAAAUAAUGAUAUAACUCAAAUGGAAAAUAAUAAUAAAAAGGAAAAAAAAAAAAAAAAUAAUAAUAAUAAAAAGGAAAAAAAUAAUAAUAAUAAUAAAAAGGAAAACAAAAAUAAUAAUAAUAAUAAAAAGGAAAAUAUUUGUACCAAGUUAAAGUAUUAUAAAAGAAAUAAUAAUUUCCUUUUUGAUUUAUUAAAUUAUUUAAAUAAAAAUAUAAACGUCAAUGAAUAUACAAAGGAACUGAAUAAUAAAAAAUAUGAUUUGUUAUUUCAAAAAUAUAAAAAAAAAAUAAAAAUUUUAGAAAAUCAUUUUUCAAAGAUUAAUGCUCAUGGGAAUAUAGAAUAUUCCUCUCCUUUAUUUUUUAUGAAAAAAAAAAAAAAUAAUAAAAUAAAAAAUAAAAUACAAGAUAAAAAUGGCAAAAUGAAUGAUCAUUUUAAUAAAGUUAAAGAUACUGUUUUGAAUGAAGAAAUAAUAAUACAAGAGACGCAAGAGAAAAAUAAGGAUAAUGAUAAUAAUGAUAAUAAUAAUGAUAGUAAUGAUGAUAAUAAUAAUAACAACAACAACAAUAAUAAUAAUAAUAAUAACAACAACAAUAAUAAUAAUAAUAACAACAACAACAAUAAUAAUAAUAAUAACAACAACAAUAAUAAUAAUAAUAAUAAUGAUAAUAUUUUAUUUUUUUCAAAGGUUGAUAAAAUAUCAUUCAAAGGAAUAUUGAUAGAUAUACAUAAACUAUAUGAUCAUUUUUCAUCCAUAUAUAAAUGUAUAUAUAUAUCUCUUAUAGGAAAGAAGAAAAAGAGUACUAUUAAUAAAGUGUUUUUUGAAUUACCCCUUGUUCUUAAAUUAGAUAUAGAAUUCUUACAAUGUUAUAUAAAGAAUAUACACUGUACACAAAUACAAGAUCAAAAAAUGCGUGAGAAGGAAUACAGAAAUUAUUAUAGAAGAAAUAAUCGUAAAUAUAAAGACACACCCAUUCAAUAUAUUCUAUUAAAUUUAACACAAGAAGAUUGUAAUAAUAAAAAAAUAGAAUUAAAUGAUAUAUCUAAAAUGAAGAAAUUAAAAAAUUAUCCUAUGGAGAAAGUUCUAUGUAAUAAAAAGAAUGAUUAUUUAAAAGAUGAUGAACAGAAUAGACAUAUCUUAUUAUGUAUAAAUAAUAUGAUUUUUUUAAAAACGAAAAGAGCAAAUCAAUAUUUUGCUUUAUAUGAAAAUAAUAAAUUAAAAAGAAAUCUUUUUUUAAGACAAUUUAAUGAAAGGAUAAGUAUGCUUUAUAAAUAUGAUAAUAAUGAGAAUCUUAAUCAUGACGAUAAUCCUAUUGAGUAUCAAAAUAAUUCUGAUUUAUUUAUAAAUAAUGUAAAUGAUGUGAUGUAUUCAGAUGAUGAAGCUAUUGAAGAUAAAGAAAGUAUAGAACAUGAUGAAGAUUGUUACAAUAAUUCUUUAUGUUUGUUAAAAGAAAAAGAUAAUGAAUAUGUUAUAGAUGAUACCAAAAGGAGAGAUGAUAAUAUUAAUUUUAUGGAUUUUAAUACAAAUCGUUUUAAUAAUCUUAGUAGAGAUAAUUAUUUUUGUUCAGAGAAAAUUAUGUACAUGAUAAGAAAUAAUUCAAAUAUUAUAAAUAUGAAUAUGAAAACUAACGAUAUAUAUGAAGAAAUACAUUUAACAAAUACAUUGAUGACUAUUGAAAAAUAUUUAUUAUUUUUUAAAAAAACCAAUUUAAAUUAUUUUAAUAAUAAAGAUGUUACGUUUUAUUUAAAGAAGAUAUAUUUUCCAUAUAUAAUAUAUGAACAUGAUAAUAGUAUUAUAUGUAACCAAAAAUAUAAUUCUAUGGAUAAAAAAGAUAUGGAGACAAGACAUAAAAAUGUACAAAAUAUCGAAAAAGGUAUUAACUAUAAUGAACAAAUAAAAGAUGAUAUAUCUAAAUAUUAUGAGGAAGAUAAAAAUUUUGUUAACAAAUUAUGUUUUUAUUUCUCUUAUAAAAGAAUAAGAAAAGAAAAUCAAUAUAUUUAUGAUGAAAUGAAAAGUACACAAUAUUAUAUACAAAAAAAAGUGUUACAUUUUUUUAUAGAAGAAAAAAAAGAAAAUAUAAAAACACAUAUAAAUUUAAUAGACACAACUAUAGCUUUUUUAAAUUAUAAAAAUAUUAUCUUAGUACAAGUAUGUAAAUAUGAAAUCAAUAUUUUAUAUUAUAAGAAUACAUAUAUCUUGAUCAAAAAAAUUCUUAUUAAUGAUUAUCCUGUUAAAAGUUGUGAAUUAAUAGAAAAUUAUUUAAUUAUAUUAUAUGAAAAUUAUAAUUGUUCUAUAUAUAUAUUAAAUAAAAAUGUUAUAAAAGAAUGUAUAAAUAUAAUUAAUAAAAUAAUCUUUUUAUAUAAUAUAUGUACUAUACAUUGUUUAAUAUAUGAAAAUAAAAAAGAACAAAUAAAUAUAUAUAACUUUAUUAAAUUUUUAAAAGAAAAAAAUAUUUUAUCUACAAAAAAAAUGUCAUCACACAAAUGUUAUAAUAAUAUGAAUACAUAUAAUGUAAUACAUAAUUUAAAAAAAAUUAAUAGUGAUGAAUUAUAUUAUAAUUUUUAUGAUUUAUAUAAAAUAUUUCAAAUAAAAAAUUUAUCCAUGUUAUAUGAUUUUAUAAAAAGUAAACACAUUCAUAUAGAUAAUAUAUUUCAAAUCUAUAUUCCUAAUAUUAAAAAUAUUGAUUGCUUAUCAACAUUAUAUCAUAAUAAAAGACAUUUAUAUUUAUCUUUCUUGUCGAACACAAAUAAUAAAACAUUUAAUAUUUUGGAUAUUAAAAAGAAAAAAAUUAUUUUUAAAAGUAACUAUAUCAUGGGGGUUCCAAAAUAUAUAUAUAAUACAAUAAAGAAAAAUAAAAAUAAAAAUAAAAAUAAAAAAACAAAAAAAUGUGACGGUGACCAGGAACAGCAUGUUGAUAAUAAUAAUAAUAAUAAUAAUAAUAUAAAAGAAGAUAAUAACAAAAAAUUUAAUUAUAAUGAUAAAUCAUUUAUAAAUUAUUUGAAUGCAGAAAAAAUUAUUAAUGUUCUAUUUUUUAAAUUAAAUAAAGACUAUUUUUUAAUCAUUUUUUUAACAGGUAGACCAAUAUUAAUAUAUAAAUCGUUUUUUUCUCUAAACAAAAAAAAUAAUAAUAAUUUAUUUUCUAGUCUCAAAUUUAAAAUCAUUGUUCAUAAAUUUAUUCAACCUUUGGUAAGUAAUAUUAUGUAUCUUCCAAGAAAUACAAAUUCUAUUAGUAAUAAUAAAAUAUAUGAUGAUAAUAUUUACAAUGGUUCAUAUAUACUUUUGGAUGAGCAUAAUUUUAAAGACCCUACAAAUAAAAAAAAUAAUAAUAAUAAUAAUAAAAAAAAAAUAAAUAAUAAUAAUAAAAAUAAUAAUAAUAAAAAAAAAAAUAAUGUUUAUUAUAAUUGCCUUGUUGUGUACCCAUAUAUAGAUAUAAACAAAAUUACAACAAAUAUAAGUCAUGAUAAAAAUGUAUCGAAAGAAUUAUUUGAAAAAGAUAUAAUGAACAAUUAUUAUAUUAAUUAUCCCAUAUUGUUCUUAUCUAAUUAUAAGGGGAAAUUAUAUAUACACCCUUUAAAUAAAGAAACACUACAACAAAGUUAUCAUAAUAAUAAAGAACAGAAAGAACCAAAUAAAAGCAAUAAUAAUUACAUUAUACAUUAUGCACAUAAUAAUAUAUUAUAUAAUACCAGAGAUAUUUAUGGACAUAUAAAAGGUUUACACAAAAUAGAUCACAAUGAAUUUAUAAGCUUCUCAAAUAACAAAUUUCAAAUUUUUAAUAUAAAUGAUUCUAAAUAUAAUUGUGUUAUACCUAAAUCCACACAAGUUAAUAUUAGAUCUGAUUUUUUUCUUACGUCCACUAUAACAAAUGAACAAUCUAAUGAAAGCAAUAAUAAUAAUAAUAAUAAUAAUAAUGGAAAUAAACAUAAUUAUAGUAAUAAUAUCCAUUUGAAUAAUCCAUAUGAUGAUACACACCUUGGACAUAUUAACUCUUAUUGUAAUCCAAAUCAUAUCAGCAUACAAAAUGAUAUAAUAUUCUUUUCAAAAGGUUCCAACUUAAUAAAUCUCUCUUUUAAUGAUUCUUUCUCGGCAAAAAAAAUUCUGUCAUACCCUUAUAUUCAUAAAAUGUGCAUAUCGAAAGAUGAUUAUGUUUUGAAGAAAGCACGAAAAGGUGGAAGAGGCUGUUACAUCAACAAAAAAAAAUGUAUUAAGGAAAUGGAUGAAGUGAAUGAAGUGAAUGAAGCGAAUAAAAUGAAUGAAACGAAUGAAGCGAAUAAAAUGAAUGAAAUGGAUGAAGUGAAUGAAGCGAAUGAGACGAAUAAAAUGAAUAAAACGAAUGAAACGAAUAAAAUGAAUGAUAAUUAUAAAAAUAGUUGUGAUAAUGACGAAUAUGUAAAUAAAAAGAAUGGUUAUAAUUCUUCAUAUAAUUUUCCAUAUCAUGUAACAUUUGGAAAGGUGCUAGCAGUUGUUGUUAGAAUAAAAUAUGAUGAAUAUUAUUGCUUAAAGAAAUUAUUAAAAAAAAGAAUUAACCUACAGAAAGAUGAAAUAAAAAAUAAUACCUUAUAUGAAAAUGAAGAAAUACAAUGUAUACCAAAUAUAUAUCUUGAUGAUUGCAUUAAUAAUCAGUAUACACAUCAAAUAAAAAGAUUUUUACCUGUUCAUACAGAACAUACAACAAACAAUUUGAAAAAUGAUCAUAUAUUAAGAACAAAUAAUAAACUUAUUCAAUCUGUUCAAACAUAUACAAAAUAUUAUAAAUUAUUAUUAUUCCACGAAAAUAGUAAACAUGUAUAUGGUUAUUAUAUUUUUGAACACAGUGAAGAAAUUCAAUGUGUCUCUUUUGGAUACCUUAAUAAUAAGGAAUAUAUUUAUAUAAGCAGUGGAAUCAAUAUUAACGAAAGAAUAGAAACACAAGGAAAUAUAUAUAUACUUGAUUUUAGUAAUAUAUUCUUUAAAUUUAAUAAAAAUCAUUUAGACUCAUAUUUUAACUCUUCUCGUAAUGUUGAUAGCUUUGGAAAAUCGCUAGAUGCUCAUCAGAAAAAUAACGAAAAUGAUGAUGUAAUGAAACAAAUAGGAAUUAACAAAUCCGAAACAAAUAAUUAUCAUCUUAAUAAUGACGUUAACGUUAACGUUGACGUUGACGUUGAUGUGAACCAUAUAAGUGAGGCCAAUCAAAAUCAAGAUUUAUUACAUACAGAUAAUUCAGAUAAUAAUAAAACCGAAACCACAAAGAAAGGAAAACUACUGGUUUACAUGAAAAAAACAUAUAACAACUGUGUAUCUCAAAUUCUCCCAUUUUAUGUUCACACAGAUAAUUAUAAUAGUAAUAUUAUGUACGGAGGGAGAAAUUUUAAAAAUCCUACAAAAAAUGAAGGAAAGGAAUAUUUUCUAAAUAAUGAAGAUAAAUAUAAUCUUGAUAAAAAUAAUACAUAUUGGAAUGAUAUGAAUGAUUACAAUAAUAACUGUUAUAGUAAUAUUCUUCAUUGUAUUAAUUCCAAGAUUUAUAUACAUGAAGUAAACGAUAACGAUUUUACUAAAGGUGCUUUUCUUGAUAAUAAUUUUUAUAUUAGUGAUAUUAAAAUAAUGAAAAAUUUUAUUAUUAUUGCUGAUUUAUUUAAAGGGAUUUUUAUAAAUAUGUAUAAUUAUGAAGAACAAUAUGAUAGUCGAAGUAUUAUUUCCAUAUCCAAAAAUUUUUAUAGUAACAAUUUAAAUAUAUUAUGUUGUCAUUAUAUUAUAUUCAACUCUUUUAUAUCAAUUAUUGCUAUGGAUGUUUAUAACAACUUUAUUGUUUUCUCAUAUAAAAACUAUCAAGAUAUUGAUAAUCUCUAUAUAUUCAAUUAUUUUAAUUUUAAUAGAAGAAUUGUUAAAUUUAUUAACGCUUUAAAUAAACAAGAUAACUCAAACAUUGCUCUGUCCUUAUCCAACGAUGGUAGUGUACAUUUAUUUCAUCCAUUAAACCAUAAACGUUUUCUUUUCUUUAAAGAAAUAUAUAAUAUUACAAAGAAAUAUAUCUUUCCAAAUUUAGCUGUAAAUGUCCAUACUCAUCUAAAACCAGACUUUUUCAUCCAAUCCAUUGUCUUAAAUUUGUACAAAAAAACGGAUAGCUAUUUGGUGAAAAAUAUUUUAUUUGAUGACUUGUUAAGACAACUUCCGUUUUACUCUAGCGAAGUGCUAUACGAGUUAUUUUAUGAGAAGUCCAACUUGCUUCAGCAUAUAACCAUAGGCGAGUUUUUAAAUGAGCUCUAUGUAUUGAGCCUAAAUUAA
Messenger RNA from Plasmodium reichenowi, 8274 nucleotides. RefSeq lists its product as hypothetical. The record is from RefSeq and is a predicted model, not a curated record. The transcript is spliced from 4 exons. NCBI's taxonomy places the organism in Eukaryota, Apicomplexa, Aconoidasida, Haemosporida, Plasmodiidae. Gene Ontology annotation, molecular function: phosphatidylinositol phosphate binding; protein binding; nucleic acid binding. Gene Ontology annotation, cellular component: nucleus. The coding region runs from base 1 to 8274 and encodes 2757 amino acids.